CGCAAUUUUCCAUACUUGACAUCGAAUACCUUCGCUCGACCACUCGCAGUCAUAUGACAUUUACAGGAAGCACGAUGUAUUGCUCGAAUUGUUCCAGGCCUAUUGAUGGUAUGAUCGUCGCUGCAGACGUCAUGCUAAAGCUUCACUUGUGUAGAAGUGAGUAUCAAUAUCAUCCAGCUUCGUUCUUCUCACUUCUUCUCUCGAACAAUUGUAUUCUUCUCAGCAUCUUAAAAAACAAGAUGUCAUCUCCCACAGCAGUCUUCCGUCAAGGCGCGAAUGCGCUCAUCACAGGUGCGGCGUCCGGCGUAGGACUGGCCGUUGCGAAACUAUGCGCAUCCCACUCAAUGAACGUGAUACUGGUCGACAAUAAUACCUCUAAACUCGACGAGGCAAAAUCGUCUUUGAAAGAUGGCAAGGGCAGCGUGGAGUCUCACUCAAUGGACGUUGCCUCCAUCUCCGACUGGUCCAACCUAAAGUCAGAGGUUGAGAAGGGCGGCAGGAAGCUCGACUUCUUGCACUUGAAUGCAGGCAUUGGACUGAACAGUGACUGGACCGACAAUGCUUACUUCCACAAGAUCUUUGAUGUCAACUUCUUCGGUGUGAUAAACGGCAUCAACACCUUCUACCCCCACUUCACCAACAACAAUAGCCAGCAGAAAGCCAUCAUAGUCACCGGGUCGAAACAAGGCAUCACGAACCCACCUGGCAACCCGGCCUACAACGCCUCCAAAUCCGCCGUGAAAACCAUCACCGAAGGCCUAUCCUUCGACCUUUACAAAACAUCACCCAAAACCUCCGUCCACCUGCUCGUUCCGGGCUGGACUUUUACAGGUCUCACGGGCGGAGGUGGCACGAAGGAGAAGCCUGCUGGAGCGUGGACGGCGGAGCAAGUCGCUGAGACGCUGUACGAGGAGAUGGGAGAGGGCCAGUUCUACAUCAUUUGUCCAGAUAAUGAUGUGAACUGGGAGCUGGAUAGUAAGCGGAUGUUGUAUGGCGCGAGGGAACUGGUGGACCGGAAGAAGCAGCCUGUCCCACCACUUAGUCGGUGGAGGGACGAUUGGAAGGAUAAGGCGGCGGAGAUGAUUAAAAAUAUGAAGACUGAUGCGUGAGCGGGGUCGGUCACGACUGAAGCGAUGAUAGUGCAGUGGAACAGAUAGUUCCUAGUGUAAAUAGUUGGAUCUUUCUGGUUGUGGUGAUAGAGAUGCGGACGGGGAGACUGACGCAGUCUGCCACUGAGGUGAGAAACGACAAGACAUACUUCAAGCUAUGUACAUCAAGCGUCCUAUGAUCACACCGAUAAUGCCACCAC
Baudoinia panamericana UAMH 10762 is the source of this 1309-nucleotide messenger RNA. RefSeq lists its product as uncharacterized. Gene Ontology annotation, cellular component: intracellular anatomical structure. NCBI's taxonomy places the organism in Eukaryota, Fungi, Ascomycota, Dothideomycetes, Mycosphaerellales, Teratosphaeriaceae. The coding region runs from base 240 to 1109 and encodes 289 amino acids. Gene Ontology annotation, molecular function: oxidoreductase activity, acting on NAD(P)H, oxygen as acceptor. The record is from RefSeq and is a predicted model, not a curated record. The transcript is spliced from 2 exons.